AUGCGAAGUGUUCUGAGGAAGGAAAUAAUCACACAUUUGUGUAACAAAAUAAGAUGUGCAAAUCAUAUACAAUGGUAUGAAGGUAGAAGGCGAAUAAGUAGUGCCACCGCGAACAUUGGGAAGAGGAAUUGUCUGAGUAGCCGUCUGUUCAGUUCAUUCGAAACAAAAAUACCUGGAAGUCAAGUAGAACAAGUAGUCGACGGAAUAGCAUUCACCAUUUAUGAUAAUACAAAUAUAUUCAAGGAAGAGACCAGUAGCACCCCGAUAGUGUUAAUUCAUGGGUGCUAUGGAAGCAAAACUAACUUUCGUGUUUUUAGCAAAAGUUUAAAAAGCAGUAAAAUUGUAACCCUUGACUUACGGAACCAUGGCAACUCAAAACAUACAGAUAGUAUGAAAUAUGAAGAAAUGGAAAAUGACGUAAAAAAAGUUUUGGAUAAACUUCACAUUAGGAAAUGCUGCCUAGUUGGUUUUAGUUUAGGUGGGAAGGUAUCCAUGUACUGUGCGCUAAAAAACGAGUCUCUUUUUUCUCACCUAGUGGUGAUGGACAUCCUCCCCUUUGACUACAAUGAGAAGAAAUGCCAUGUGAAGCUUCCUUACAAUAUUAGUUACAUGACGAAGAUUCUCUUUAACAUUAAGACGAAGCUGCGUCCGAGAAGCAAAGCCCAGUUUGUGGCCCACCUCCGAGCACAGGUCCCGGACAUAUCCAGGUCCUUCGAGCAGUUCAUCUGCACGUCGCUUAGAGAAGAAAGGGCAAUAGUGGGCAAUGCAGCUGCAGUGGUGGAUAAGCCGAAGGGUGGGGUGAACCUCGUUGAUGCUUCGAACAUUAGUGGCGUGGACGCGAUUGGCAGUUCCGAGGACCCUCCCGCCGAACAGCAAAACCUCGUGUGGAAAAUUAACGUGGACACCAUAUUCAAAGAACUCCCACACAUUCUCAGCUUCCCACUAAAUCACCAAGAGCACAAAUAUAACAACCCUUGUAGUUUUAUCAUUGGCAAGAAGUCAGAUUUAGUCUAUACCAUGCCGCAGUACCAAUCAAUUAUACAGAAUUACUUUCCCUCCAGCCAGAAUUUUAUUUUACCUGAUGCGACUCAUACUGUUUAUAUUGACAAUGCAAAGGAGUGUGCUGAUAUUGUUAAUAGGACAUUGGGCGUGUGA
Messenger RNA from Plasmodium fragile, 1155 nucleotides. RefSeq lists its product as uncharacterized. Bases 1 to 1155 code for a protein of 384 amino acids. The record is from RefSeq and is a predicted model, not a curated record. The transcript has a single exon. NCBI's taxonomy places the organism in Eukaryota, Apicomplexa, Aconoidasida, Haemosporida, Plasmodiidae.